UAGCAUAACAUUUUUACAAGAGAGACAAAUAGAAAAAGACAAAAGAGAACAAAAGAGAUCAAUCUGUGUGUCUGAAGAGGCUACUGGAUACUAACAAUUAGCGAGAGAAUCUGAGGAAAAUGGGAGGGGGAGAUGAUGUGGGUUCGCCAGUCGUAGUCGGUGCUCUGAUUCUGGAUGUUCACGCAAAGCCUUCUUCAACCGCACCAAUCUCCGGAACCACCGUCCCAGGCCAGGUGUUGUUUGCACCUGGUGGGGUAGGCAGAAAUGUAGCUGAAUGCAUCUUCAAGCUUGGAAUAAGACCCUUCAUGAUUGGUGCUUUGGGGAUCGAUGGCCCAGCCAAUGUAUUGUUGAAAGACUGGAAGCUCUCUACUGAAGGAAUCUUGAGACGUGAAGACAUCACUACUCCCAUUGUAUCUCUUGUAUAUGACAUUCACGGAGAAGUUGCUGCUGGCGUUGCUGGUGUGGAUGCUGUUGAGAAGUUUCUGACACCUGAGUGGAUCCAGCGGUUUGAACCAAACAUAAGCUCCGCUCCUGUCCUUGUGAUUGAUGCCAAUCUUAGCGCUCUUGCUUUGGAAGCAUCUUGCAAAUUGGCUGCAGAAUUCAAUGUUCCUGUCUGGUUUGAGCCCGUGUCUGUCACAAAGUCCCAGAGAAUCGCCUCAAUCGCCAAGUAUGUAACUGUAGUAUCUCCAAACCAACACGAGCUCAUAGCAAUGGCCAACGCUCUCUGCGCAAGGAACAUGUUCAAAACCCUUAAACCAGAAGUCAACAAGCUUUUACCACAAGAUGUUUUCUGUGCGUUGAGGCCAGCUAUUUUGGUUCUUCUUGAAAGUGGUAUUAAAGUUGUUAUUGUAACACUUGGCUCCAAUGGAGCUCUCCUAUGCUCAAAGGGUAAUCCCAAUAAGGCUCUCAACAUAAACAGAAAGUUUAGUGGAGAGAUUUUCAGAAGGGUACAACUUAUAUGUUCACCGAACCGGUUUUCUGAACCGGGAUUGAAGCACGGCUCGAGUCUUUUUGCGAUGCAUUUCCCAACCGUACCAGCCAAAGUCAAGAAGCUUACUGGUGCAGGGGAUUGCCUAGUAGGCGGUACCGUUGCGUCGCUGAGCGAUGGUUUAGAUCUGUUCCAGAGUUUAGCGGUUGGCAUUGCUUCUGCUAAAGCUGCCGUCGAGUCAGAAGAUAAUGUGCCUCCUGAGUUCAACCUCGAUCUUCUUACUGAUGAUGCGGAGUUGGUUUACAGUGGCGCCAGGAUGUUGUUGGCUCAUCAGUCAAUGCUGUGAAGAAUGAUCUUGUUUCUUCUUUAUUUGGCUUGGUUUUUGUUUAUUGUUUGUGUACUAUUCCAUCUAAUAGAUAAACUUAGACCAUUUGUUUAGUAGGACUGCACCAGGUAAUAACAGAGAAACCGCUCUGUUUCUCGUUAGUAUAUAUUAUUACUAAAAUCAGUUUAUGAGAGAUCAUUUUUUUUCAUGUCUUUGUAGUAACACUAACACGUUAAGUAAUUCUGUUCUCACAUCCAACCAUUGAUGGUUAUAAAAAUAGUCAUAUUAGAAAACGGGUGUUAAAUAAAAACCAGAAUUUAAACGGUUUUGAAUUUGGAGGGUUGCCGUGAGUGCAUCUGGAGGGUUGCGAUGAGUAAGGCCUCAUUUUGGUGGUGUUUUGGUUGAACUUCUUUCUAGGAGUGAGUAGACGUUUAUGAUUGCGUGGAUUAAGUAGUGGUCCCUCCUGCCGGGUUAUGAAGUUCUAGGUUCUUGGACGGUAUCGUUUGGCGUGCAUAGACAGCAUCGAUAAGUCGUGGUGUGGGUGCAAGAGGUGGAGGUUAUCGGCUGGCGGGCUUUGGGCAGCAGCGGUAAAUCCUGAUCAUUGACAUGUGCCUAGCUUUGAAGUCUGCUGAAUUGAGUUGUUUCAUGCUCGUGUGUAGUAGUUAAUCGUGUUUACAAGUUAUUGGUACGGUUUAAGUUUCGUAAGUCCCCUCUAAUGUGGGUUUUAGUAUGUUGUUUUAGUUUUUAUGAUGUGUAUCCAUAAGCUGCCCCAACGUGGAUUUCAGUGGCCGCCUCCUGUGGGUUCUUGGUUCUGGGGCUAUUUCGUUAUGCCGCCAGCUUUUGUAUGAAUAUUGGUAUUUUCUUUAUGAAUGAAUUUCAAUUUGA
Messenger RNA from Brassica napus (rape), 2138 nucleotides. RefSeq lists its product as uncharacterized. Gene Ontology annotation, molecular function: kinase activity. The coding region runs from base 120 to 1274 and encodes 384 amino acids. The record is from RefSeq and is a predicted model, not a curated record. The transcript is spliced from 8 exons. NCBI's taxonomy places the organism in Eukaryota, Viridiplantae, Streptophyta, Magnoliopsida, Brassicales, Brassicaceae.